Syzygium oleosum is the source of this 2040-nucleotide messenger RNA. RefSeq names its product cullin-3A-like. Gene Ontology annotation, biological process: protein ubiquitination; ubiquitin-dependent protein catabolic process. Gene Ontology annotation, cellular component: cullin-RING ubiquitin ligase complex. The coding region runs from base 932 to 1804 and encodes 290 amino acids. The record is from RefSeq and is a predicted model, not a curated record. The transcript is spliced from 2 exons. NCBI's taxonomy places the organism in Eukaryota, Viridiplantae, Streptophyta, Magnoliopsida, Myrtales, Myrtaceae. Gene Ontology annotation, molecular function: ubiquitin protein ligase binding.
ACUUUCCGGGCGGGUUAAGAUGAGCGAUCCGCAGAAGAAGAGGAACUUCCAGAUAGAGGCGUUCAAGCACAAGAAGGUGGUGGAUCCCAAGUACGCCGACAAGACGUGGAAGAUCCUGGAGCACGCUAUCCACGAGAUUUACAAUGACAAUGCCAGUAGCAUCCGCUUUGAAGACCUCUACAGGCUCGCUCUAUCUCUUUCUCUCUUGAAAUUUCUCUCGCCUUUUUGAUGUAUCUGUCCAUUCUGGUUCUGUCAUGAGAGUGUGUGUGUGUGUGUGUUUUUUGUCUUUUGUGCGCCUAAUGCUGUGCCGUGUCCCGUCUCUGUAUCUGAUGUUCGUCUUGUGACUCCGACACUUAACUAAUCUGACCAGUUCAUCGGUUGAUCGAACGAUCGUGGCUGUCCUCGUUUAUAUUUUCAAGCCCUUCAUGUCCUAUUACUGUAGACAAGUGUUUUUGCUCGUUGAUGCAAUAUUGACUUUGUUUUUACUCGUUUAUUUGACCUUUGGUUGUUCUUCAUGGUGUCUUUUUCCUUGGUUAGACGUAUGUAAAAAAUAAGCUUCUUAGAACAGAGCUAUGUUCUUCAUUUGUUUUAGCUGUUCUGUUGGGGAAGUACUUCUUUGGUUUACGAUACACUGAGUUGCACUUGGAAAGGAGGUAUGGAUUUCGUCGUGUUAUCUUUUAUUGAGUACGAUUAGCAAAGAUAUUUUCAGUCGAGGCUGCGGCCAUCUGAUUGGAUUAAGAAACUCCCUUUUGUAUGGGUCCAAUGCCGAUCGGUUUGGUGUUGUUUCGUAAUAAGCAUCAAGGUGCUAAUUCAUCUGCGGCCCUUCCUCUUUUAUGUGUCGGUAUUGAGUUGCGUUUUCUGUGGGUGACAGUCGUAGAGUUGUGAGAUCAUAAUGUUUUGAUGUUUCUUCAUAUAUAGGCACGCCUUCAACAUGGUUCUGCACAAGUUUGGUGAGAAGCUGUACUCUGGAUUGGCGAAAACCAUGACUGCUCACCUUGAGGAAAUAUCGAAAUCCAUUGAAGAUGCCCAAGGAGCCUUGUUUUACAAAGGCGAAUCCCAGAAGUUUAUCGAGUGUUGCGAUUCUGGCGAGUAUCUGAAGGAUGCUGAGAGGCGUCGAAAUGAAGAAAUGGAGAGGGUAACACACUCAUUGGACGCCAAGAGUGAAGUUAAGAUUACAAAUGCCGUGGAGAAGGAGAUGAUGGCAAAUAACAUGCUGAAAUUGGUGCACAUGGAGAAUUCGGGCUUGGUGAGCAUGCUUUGUGACAAUAAGUAUGAAGACUUAGGAAGGAUGUACAACUUGUUUCGUCGGGUCCCCAAUGGUCUCUCGACUGUUCGAGACGUGAUGACUUCUCAUAUAAGGGACAUUGGCAAGCAGUUUAUUACUGAUCCCGAGAGGUUGAAAGACCCGGUUGAGUUUGUUCAGUGGCUAUUGGAUGAAAAGGAUAAGUAUGAUAAGAUCAUAAGUUCUGCGUUUAACAACGAUCAGACGUUCCAGAAUGCUUUGAAUUCAUCCUUUGAAUACCUCAUCAACUUGAAUGCUCGUUCUCCCGAAUUCAUUUCGUUGUAUGUUGACGAUAAGCUACGCAAAGGCUUGGAGGGCGUCGGCAAGGAGGACAUGGAGGUCAUUCUUGAUAAGGUGGUGAUGUUGUUGCGCUACUUGCGAGAAAAGGAUGCGUUUGAGAAGUAUUAUGAACAGCAUUUGGCGGAAAGGCUUCUGUCCGGAAAAACUGUUUCUGAUGGCGCAGAGAGGAGUCUCGUUGCUAAGCUCAAGACUGAAUGUGGAUGUCAAUUCACUUCAAUGUAGGGGCUCGACGGAAGCCAAUGAGCUCACGCCUACUGCUGUCCCUCGCCCAAGACAAUGUGUUGACGAGUGUGUUUUUCGAAGCGUUUGUUUGUUUAGAGAAUGAAAGUAUCAAUUUUCAAAAUACUAAUCAUGCACGACGCACUUCACAAUGAAAGUUAAAAGUAUGGGAAAUCAUAGCAUGGACUUCACUUAGUUUUGGCUUGUUAAAUCGAAUCCUUGUAAUAUACGUUGUCUCU